Molecule: messenger RNA, 2001 nt
Organism: Cydia splendana
Lineage: Eukaryota; Metazoa; Arthropoda; Insecta; Lepidoptera; Tortricidae
Exons: 1
Coding region: 1-2001 (666 amino acids)
Molecular function (GO): nucleic acid binding; RNA-DNA hybrid ribonuclease activity
Source: RefSeq, a predicted model, not a curated record
AUGCUGGUUGCCCGCAUCAAGUUUUACAUAUUGCCAAGUAUGAGCCCACACCAGUACGGAUUUAUGCCCCAAAAGAGCACUGAGGACUCCCUCUAUACCAUCAUGCAGCACAUCCGCAGCAAACUAAAUGAAAAGAAAAUGGUAACACUAAUAUCCUUGGACAUAGAGGGAGCUUUUGACAGUGCAUGGUGGCCCGCAAUCAGAGUCCGACUGGCGGAGGAAAAUUGUCCGGUAAACUUGAGGCGGGUAAUCGAUAGCUACCUCAGCAACCGUGUAGUCAGAGUCAGAUACGCUGGAGAAGAAAUAAAACGGGAAACAAACAAAGGAUGCGUACAGGGCUCCAUAGGGGGACCCAUCCUGUGGAACCUGCUUCUAAAUCCACUUCUCCAAGAACUGACACAACAGGGAAUAUACUGUCAGGCUUUCGCGGACGAUAUCGUGUUGGUUUUUGACGGAAAGACCGCCCUGGACAUAGAAAGACCGGCAAAUGCUGCCUUGGAGCAUGUGUUUGCGUGGGGGGUUAAAAACAGACUCCGAUUUGCGCCACAUAAAACUUGUGCGAUGCUGCUGACACGCAAGUUAAAGUUUGACGUCCCGCGCCUAGCCAUGGGAGGAAUACAAAUAAAAAUGGCUGAAGAAAUAAAGCUGCUAGGACUUACUAUUGAUUCGAGUCUUACUUUUAACACGCAUAUAGCCAGUGUUUGUAAGAAAGCACUGGGUAUAUAUAAACUAUUAGCGCGAACGGCUCGAGUCAGCUGGGGUUUAAACCCAGACAUAGUAAGGCUAAUCUACACAGCAGCCGUUGAGCCAGUAAUCCUGUAUGCAGCGAGUGCGUGGGCGCCAGCAGCAAACAAACUCGGUGUCAGGAAACAGUUAAAUGUGGUGCAGAGAGGUUUUGCGCAAAAAAUGUGUGGGGCCUACAGAACGGUCUCCCUGCAUUCGGCGCUGAUACUUGCUGGGCUGCUCCCUCUCGACCUCCGGAUCCGAGAGGCAGCCUCACUAUACGAGGCCAAAAAGGGGCUACCACACCCGGUGCUCGGUGACAGGGAGAUCGAACAGAUGACCCCAGCCAUCAAAGCGCCACACCCAGCGGAGAGAGCAAGCCUCGAGUUCGGACGCCUAAUGGACGAGGAACAAUAUCAAAGAAACACAAACUUUGAUCUAAGGAUCUUUACGGACGGCAGCAAAAUUGAGGGCAAAGUCGGAGCGGCUUUAUCCCUAUGGAAUAGUACCGAAGAGAUCAGAGCCAUCAAGCUAGCACUGCCGUCCUACUGCACCGUAUACCAGGCGGAACUACUGGCUCUGUGUCGAGCGACAGUGGAAGCACAAAAAAGUAAUGAAGCCAGUGUCGGAAUAUUCAGUGACUCCAUGGCCGCCCUCCAAACGGUUGCCUCGGGCUCCCCGCAUCCUCUCGCUGUAAAGACAAGAGACACUAUACGAAACUGUAUGCUCCAGAACAAAAGUGUUUCUUUGUUCUGGAUUAAAGCUCACGCGGGAUUGCAGGGGAAUGAAAGAGCAGACGUGCUCGCGAAGGAGGCGGCCCUGAAGUCGAAAAAGAAACCUGACUACGAACUGUGCCCUGUAUCAUUUAUCAGACGUAAAAUCCGUAUGGAUACGAUUGAUGAAUGGGACAGAAGAUACAGAGCCGGAGAAACCGCCGCAAUCACGAAGUUAUUUUUCCCCAAUGCGACCGGGGCAUAUCGAGUGGUGAGAAAGAUAGGAGCCUGCAAAACCACUACGCAAUUGAUGACUGGACACGGUGGAUUCUCUGAGUACCUAAACCGUUUUAAGUGCAAGGAGAACCCAUCGUGCGUGUGCGACCCAGUCAAAGAAGAGACGGUCCCCCAUAUCCUGUUCGAGUGCCCGGUGUUUAGCAUAGACAGACAUAAUAUUGAGCAAGAAUUAAACGUCAAAAUGAGCGCAGAGAAUAUUCCUAGUUUGAUACAAGGUUUAGAACGCAACAAAUCAACAGAAAUAAAUAGUAUUAAACAUAUAUGUUAG